Sphaeramia orbicularis (orbiculate cardinalfish) is the source of this 5502-nucleotide messenger RNA. RefSeq names its product leucine-rich repeat-containing G-protein coupled receptor 5-like. Bases 331 to 3144 code for a protein of 937 amino acids. The transcript has 20 exons. Gene Ontology annotation, molecular function: protein-hormone receptor activity; G protein-coupled peptide receptor activity; protein binding. NCBI's taxonomy places the organism in Eukaryota, Metazoa, Chordata, Actinopteri, Kurtiformes, Apogonidae. Gene Ontology annotation, cellular component: plasma membrane. Gene Ontology annotation, biological process: activation of adenylate cyclase activity; adenylate cyclase-activating G protein-coupled receptor signaling pathway; hormone-mediated signaling pathway. The record is from RefSeq and is a predicted model, not a curated record.
CUUCACUCUCUCCCCUUCACACGCGCACAGUCUGCUCUGUCGCUCCACGCGUGCAGCCUGGAAAGCGACCAAGCUGCACAGGACUGACUUCCACUUGGAUCAACUUGGGCUUUUUUCACACAGGUUUUUCUGAAUUCUUUGCACUGAUCUUUUAAUCUACUUCAAGUGAAGUUCAUGUAAACCGUUUUCAGCCUGAUUUCAGUUACUGGAGACUAAAAACACUCCCAAGCAACGUGAUCCAGACCCAAGGCUUGCAACUUUGUUUAGUGUUUUUGUAUAUUAUUCAUCCUGAACGUGGUUUAGCCGGACUUUUAAGCCUCUGGAGAGGACAUGCAGGGCUUUGUGGCUUUCUUAGCCACAUGUGCGUUCUUCUCGACCGGGUUAAGGAGCUCAGUGGCCGGUGAGGAGAUGCACAACUCCUCCGCCGCCGGACUGAACAGCUCCGUGACGCGCCCGGGGAGCUCCGAAGAGGCGGACGGAGGGGGAGCGGGGAGAGCCGGCUGCCCGGAGCGGUGCCGUUGCGAGGUGGACGGGCUGCUGCACAGGGUGGACUGCUCCGACCAGGGGCUCCGGGAGAUACCGAGCAACCUGAGCGUCUUCACAUCCUACCUUGAUCUGAGUAUGAAUAAUCUGACUGUGUUGUCCAGUGGAGAUUUUUCCAACCUUCACUUCCUGGAGGAACUGCGUUUGGCAGGAAAUGAUCUGUCGUUCAUCCCUAGAGGAGCAUUCAGCGGCCUCUACAACCUCAAAGUGCUGAUGCUUCAGAACAACCAGCUGAGGUCUGUUCCAGAUGAGGCCUUCAACAACCUGCACAACCUACAGUCGCUCCGUCUCGAUGCCAAUCACAUCUCCAGUGUUCCCAGUGGGUGCUUCUCCGGCCUGCGUUCCCUUCGUCACCUGUGGUUGGAUGACAAUUCCCUGACGGAGGUACCAGUGGCGGCCCUGAACGAGCUGCCUGCCCUGCAGGCCAUGACACUGGCUCUGAACCACAUCAGCCAUGUCCCGGACCACGCCUUCAGCAAGUUGGGCCGCCUGGUGGUACUGCAUCUUAACAACAAUAGGAUCGUUUCCAUGGGAACAAACUGCUUCCACGGACUCCACAGUUUGGAGACGCUGGAUCUGAACUACAACAGUCUGGUUGAGUUUCCCAUGGCCAUCCGUUCGCUCAGUCACCUUAAGGAGCUCGGUUUCCAUAGCAACAACAUCCAGUCCAUUCCAGAGCACGCCUUUACAGGGAACCCAUCACUGAUCACCAUAUUUUUCUAUGAUAAUCCGAUCCAGUCUGUUGGGCGCUCGGCUUUUCAGAACCUGCCAGAGCUACGAACACUGUCUCUGAAUGGAGCAGCAGAUCUCACAGAGUUUCCAGAUCUAACGGGAACCAAAAGUCUGGAAAGCCUGACGAUCACCGGAGCUCAGAUCACGUCUUUGCCCAGUUCAGUUUGUGAGCAGCUUCCAAACCUAGAACUGCUUGAUCUCUCCUAUAAUCAGAUCCAGACUCUUCCCAGUUUCUCCGGCUGUGAGAGCAUUCAGAAGAUCGAUCUUCACCAUAACGAAAUACAAGAACUGGAGGAAAACACCUUCCAUGGUCUGAUGUCACUGUGCUCCCUUGAUUUAUCCUGGAACAGAGUGUCAUCUGUGAAGCCAAACUCUUUCUCUGCUCUUCCUGCCUUGUCCAAACUUGACUUGUCGUCCAAUCAGCUGUCGUCUUUGCCUCUAAUGAGCUUGCAGAGUUUAACCCAUCUGCGAUUGGCUGGAAAUGAUGAGCUGAUGGAACUGAUACCCAGAGAGAACCUACCACGAGUCAGAGUGAUGGAGCUGCCUUACGCUUUCCAGUGCUGUGCCUUUGUCUCCUGUGAAAGACGAGGAGGUUCUUCCUGGGAGAGAGAGGAGGUGUUCGGAGGAGCAGCUGAUUCCUCUGGGCGAGACAGUGUCUUCCUCUCCAGCCAAGUAGAUCAGGACUGGGAGGAUCUUCUGAUGGAGUUUGAUGAUGAACCCAAACCUCAGCAUUCUGUCCACUGUAGCCCUGCACCAGGGCCAUUCCGACCGUGCCUCCAUCUUCUUGGCAGUUGGCUGAUCCGAGGAGGGGUGUGGCUCAUUGCAUCGCUCUCACUCAUCAGUAAUUGUCUUGUUGCCCUGUCAGUCUUCUUAUCCCCCGCCACCUCGGUCAUGCCCCCGAAGCUGCUGAUUGGCCUGCUGGCCCUGGUGAAUGGCCUGAUGGGAGUGUGGAGUGGCUGGUUAGCAGCUGUGGAUGCCUGGACAUUUGGCAGCUUUUGGAGGUAUGGUGCGGCCUGGGAAAGCAGCUUCCUGUGCAGACUCAGUGGCUUCCUGUGCGUGUUUGCAUCCCAGACCGGCCUCUUUCUCCUCACUGUCGCAGCUCUGGAGCGAUGCCUGGCCGCCACAGCACGCCACCACAAAGAUGAAGGACAGAACGGUGGCUCCUCAUUGGCUCUCUUUGUCCGACUGGCCAUCUUUUUGUGUUUUUUGCUGGGCCUAGCUAUUACUCUGCCCCCCCUGGUGACUGGACACAGUAGCACUUCCCUCUGUUUGCUGCUGCCUUCAUCUUCCUCCUCUUCGUCUGUAGCCUUCUCUGUCUUCCUGGUUCUCCUAGAUUCGUUGUGUUUCCUCAUCAUGACCUUCGCCUACACACGCCUCUAUUGUCGAGCCAACAAAACCCCACCCACCUCUGAAGAGGAUGCAGCACUGACCCGACACGUGGCUUGGUUGCUCUUCUCUGACUGCCUCCUCUACCUCCCUGUAGCCUUCCUCUCCUUCUCCUCCCUGCUACACCUCCCGGCUGCUGGACCAGAUGCAGCAAAGGCAGUGCUACUGCUUGUGGCGCCACUUCCUGCCUGUAUCAACCCUCUGCUGUAUCUCCUCUUCAAUCCACAUGCACGAGAGGAGCUGGCUGCACUGGCCAAACGCACCUGUGGGGCUGUGGUCGUAAGUGUGAGCAGAGGAAGACGACCUGGGAGCAGAUCCAGGUUGGAUCCGCUAGAUUUAGUGUACGAUGAGGAUGCAGAAAAACAGUCAUGUGACUCAACACAGGCCCUGGUGGCGGUCGGAGGCACUAAGGAGGAUGAGGAGGAGGGAAGAGGGACGAGUGAGACACAACACUCAGUGGCAUUUGUUGUUCCACGUCACUAAAUGGACACACAAGAAGUCUUACUCACUCACCUGCCAAAAGUCAAACAUGUUGACAUCAUCUGGUGAUGAAUAAGGGUUUUACAAACUGUCAGACACUCGCCUGAGUUCAUCAACUAUAUUCGGUACAUAUUUAUGUUUUGUUUUGGUUUUUUUUUUACUUCAUAGUUGGUCCGGAUUUCUUCAAUGCCUUUCCUCUGCUGCAUUACAGCAGAAACAAUGUACAAAACUAGCUACUGUUAGCUUAGAAAUGGAGUCAUUAAAUGACAAGCUACAAUCCCAACGCAUACAACACAUACAUCACAUUAGCACAGUAUGCGUGAAACUAUGUUUUAAACAUCUGUAUAUCUGUCAGACUGAAUCGAAGCAUAACUAAAUCAAGUCCUCUGACUGUCUGCCUGUAAUGUGAUGUACAGGACUUCUUUGACUGAAUGUAAAGUGAAUUUCAGAGGUGACACAACUGUAGCAGAGUCAAAGUCUAUCAAAGGGAAUAAACAAACAAUAACUCAGCUCAAGAAAACCGAUGCAUCUCUGAUCAUGUAUUAAAUAUUUAGACAAAUCAGAGGACAAAUAAAAAAUAAGAAACAGGAAUAACUCAGCAUUACAGCAUAUGAACACUCACAUGUGGUGAUGUACAAAUAUUCUGUGAGUGAAAAAACUUUUGAGCUACUCUGGAUUUUUUUAAUCAGCAUCACAGAAAUAAAAAUCCAGACCCUCACAGGAGUUCUAGUAUGAAAAGAAGAAGAAGACAGGUGACAAAAACCUAAAUGCAAACAGAUACACAAGGAGACUGAUGAUCAAACUGUGUGGCAGUAAAUGUAGCAACAACAUUGAAAAAACAAGAUGGACAUUAAUGCACAAGAAGGUGGUCACCGUGUACACAACAUUAUUUCUUUCUCUUUUUGUGUUUGUCCGUUCACUGAAACUGAAAAAGUAAGACUAAACAAUAAUCUGGGAAUGGACAGUCCUAGUCUGCAGGAAAAACACACACACAAACACGCAAACAUACACAUAUGCAUCAUAAAAAAUGUCACUUCAUUGCCGAACUAAACGUUUAUUAUGAAAUAUUGCAUGUUUUGCAGCAUUGUGUCGCCAAACACCCAGCAAAUGUUCGACCAAAAGCUGCCGUACAAUUGCUGUGUGUCUUGUGUGUGUUUGCGUGUCCACAGCUAAUGCGUUUUUGUGAGUGUGUGUGAAAACUGAAGCGUCUGUGUGAGUUUUGUCGCCAAGUCGACCCCCAAACUGAGAAAACAGGAAUCAGAAGACAAACAGGAUUAAAGAAGUGAAGAAGAUGUUCAUCAAGAAAUGCAUUACCAGUCCUUUCAAAUAAUAUUUUCUCUUUCUGUCAUUUUUUUUAACUUUAAAAUACCUGCAAUCCAUAAUGUAUACUCAGUAAGUACCAGAGCUAGGAGUUGGUGGGGGGUCAAACUAGAGCUAAAAGGAGAUGGGAUACUGGACUUCAUCAGGUGGACACAAAUGAAACUCCAUUAUGAUGAUACAGUUUGCUUCCUGUUUCCACUGGAUGUGGAAAUACAAGGCGCUGGUGGGUUUAAAAGAUGAUAAUAUGUCAGUGAAAUAUACUUUGGAAUAUAAAUACGUCAGAAAUAUACAGGGUUUAGUUCCUUUUUUAGUUAUUUGCUGUAGGAACAAAGUCAUAAAAUAUUCAUUAGUGCAUAUUCGCUCCAAACGAGAAUCAUCUCAUUGUUACUGUAAAAUACAGAAGCAGGGGCUGCAUGGAGCUUUGUAGCAUUUUUUCCUCUUUUUGUCCAUUGUAUGAUUUUUAUGAACCAUCCAGCCUUAAGAUGCAUUACAGAAACACCAGAAUUUGAUUUACAUGUUGUGACAAUAAAAACUGCAUCCUAGCUACACAUCAGUGUGUGACAAGCUGGGAUAUAGACUGUGUUAAUUUCACCUUAAGCAAGACCAGAAAUGAAUAAAACAAAAAAUUUUAAUCAGGGAUCUUUUUUUGUUGUUGUUGAAAGUGAGGAUGGAGGCAGUCAGUUGUCAUGUAAGCAGGGCUGCUACUAUUGCCUUUCAUUUAUUUUCAAUGUAUUUAAAGGAUAUAAUCUGAUUUUAUUUUAAGGCUUUAAGGAGUCCUAAUUGCGAAAAUGUACUUAGAGAUUCAUAAUCAUGUCUUUAUUAAUGUAAGAAUAAGUAUAGUUUGUUUUUUUUUUUUUCCUCAUAUCAGCUGUUUAUAUCCACAUAGAGAACGGGUCCCUGUGGAUGAAGUCUACCAUGUUACAUUCUCAUUCUUAAACAGUAGCCCAGGAUGGACAAACCAAACAGUGGCUCUCUAACGUUAUUUGUUCUUCACAUUUUUAGCCACCACCAUAGGUUCUCCUACAUAGGGAAGUCACAGCA